GUCGGCUAGGCGGAGAAAACCAAGCGCGCUCGGUCCCGGCGCCAUGGACCUGGUCAUCACGCAGGAGCUGGCCCGCGCCGAGAGCCAGCAGGAUGACGCGUCCCUGAAGAGGGCUUAUGAGCUGAUUAAGUCGGCCAACCUGGGCAAAUCAGAGUUUGACCCCAUGGAGAGCUUCAGCCCCGACCUGUUUGUUUUGUGUGCAGAGCAGGCGCUGAAGAUGGGGCACCCCGAGAUGAGUGACGACUGCAUCCAGAUGUACUUCAAGGCGAAGGGGCCAGUCACCCAGUUCCUGGGCCGAGCUCACCUGUGUAAGGCCCAGCUCUGUGCCCCCAAGUCCACCGAAAACCUGGUGAGAGACGCCCCGGGGAGCAGGCGUCCAUCUGAGGGUGAAGCCUUCCAACCCUAACCUUCCGUGGGACCCCCACCAGGUCCCCGUUCCUAAACGAAUACCUAAUGGUUUGUCCCACUCGAGGUUUUCCCUGAGGCUGCCUUGAUUCUCCUCAAAAUUUUACAUCUUGUGUGGAAAGAGUUACAAUCUCACCUGCUUCCAAAAUUGUGUCAGGCUAGACAAAUCCUAAAGUACU
Leptonychotes weddellii (Weddell seal) is the source of this 584-nucleotide messenger RNA. The record is from RefSeq and is a predicted model, not a curated record. NCBI's taxonomy places the organism in Eukaryota, Metazoa, Chordata, Mammalia, Carnivora, Phocidae.